AUGCUGAUUGCGGUAUGCCAUAUUCUCCCCGUCGUGGAAGUCACAUUUUCACCAUCCGCUGCCACGUCAUCACAAACGAACACCUUCGAUCCUGCAACGGCGGACGCCGUGGCGGCGGAGGCGGCGGCGGCGGCGAAGAGGUCGCGCGCGCCUUUGCGAUACAGUCGCAAGGAAGUGAUCUCGUCGUUCAACAAGGCGGCGCACCUCCUGCGACUCUCCGCGAAUAGCUUGACGCAAACGUCCCCGCAUUUCUCCCGCCUGUUCACGGCAAUGCAAGCCUUCCGCAACGCAGUGGCGCUGGUGGAGAUGGGCAAGCGGAAGUACAACCUCGCAGAGCCCCAAAUGCUCAACGGCAUUCUCCUCGUGAAGCAGGAGAUUCCAAAGAUCGAGCCUGCCCAGUUGGCUCGGGAGCUGGGUUCUAGGAGGCUGUUGGCGACAGGCGAGCCGCUUACCUCUAGGUUCGAACCGCGUAAGUCGCGGACCGUUAGUCCGAGGCGCACACAAUUGGCGACCCGAGCAGCCGUGGACACGUCACCUCCUUCCACCGGCCUCCGCGGCAGCAGCAGCAGCAACCGCCCGCCACGUGGCAUCCCCACCGGCGGGAAUGGCGCCGCGAUUUCCAGUAACGGGUCGGCCACGCGAUUCGCGCCGGGAGCGCCGUUGAAGCGACCAUUGGAGCGGCCGAGAGACAGAGUCUUCGAGGAGGAUCCGGCGGAGGAAGCGGCCGCUGCGCGCCGCGCGAUCGGCGCGCCGCUGUACGACGCGCAAGGGCUCGCGAAAUUCUACUCUAAACGACCGUUAGAGGUAGUCGGUCGAGCGCUGCGCGUCACGACAGCGCUCGGCUCAGUCGCCGCCUCCGUCCUGAUCGACCGGCAGCGCGGCCAGCUAGACGCCAACAUGCCGCGCCGAGCCUCGCAGCUUCGGCGCGCGCUGACGAGCCUGGGCCCCACGUUCGUGAAGCUAGGUCAGGCGCUCUCCACCCGCCCGGACCUGUGCCCGCCGGCAUAUUUGGACGAGUUAGCGCUGCUGCAGGACGCGUUGCCGACAUUUCCCGAUGCCGAGGCGUUUGCGUGCAUUGAGGGCGAGCUGGGUCGGCCUAUGGAAUCAAUGUUCGAGUCCAUCAGCCCUUCCCCGAUUGCCGCUGCCAGUCUCGGCCAGGUGUACAAGGCGCGUCUCAUUGGAGGCACGGAAGUGGCAGUGAAGGUGCAGCGACCGGGCAUCACAACAGCCAUCGGGCUGGACUUUCUGCUCAUCAGGGGCCUGUGCUCGCUGGUCGAUAAAUACGUUGAUUCUCUUACUACUAGUUCAGUGGCGCUUCUAGACGAGUUUGCAGACAGGGUGUACCAGGAGCUAAACUACGUCCAAGAGGCCCGCAAUGCCCGGCGCUUUCGGCAGUUGUACGGCAACCAGAACGGGGUAUACGUGCCGCAGAUCGUGUGGCGCAACACAUCGUGCCGGGUGCUGUGCAUGGAGUGGGUGGAUGGGGUCAAGCUGAGCGAUGCAGCGAGCAUGAGGCAGAACAACCUUGAUGUGAUUGACCUCGUGGACAUUGGCAUUCAGUGCUCUCUCCGGCAGUUAUUGGAGUUCGGUUACUUCCAUGCGGACCCCCAUCCCGGCAACCUGCUUGCCAUGUCUGACGGCCGUCUGGCCUUCCUUGACUUUGGCAUGAUGAGUGAGACGCCCCCCCGAGCCCGAUUCGCCAUCAUAGGCCACGUGGUGCAUCUGGUGAACCGGGACUAUGAGGCCAUGGCGCGCGAUUACUAUGAGCUCGACUUCCUAGACCCCUCAGUGGACGUAGCGCCUAUAGUGCCGGCUUUAAGAGGCUUCUUUGACGACGUUCUGCAGGCAACGGUCAGCGAGCUCAACUUCAAGACCAUCGUGGAUGGGCUGGGGGCAGUGCUUUAUCAGUACCCCUUCAAUGUUCCGGCUUACUACGCUCUCAUCCUCCGCUCCCUCACAGUUCUUGAGGGCCUAGCACUCUACUCCGAUCCCAACUUCAAGGUGCUCGCAGCAGCAUACCCCUACAUGGCAAAGCGUCUCCUCACCGACCCAAACCCCUACCUGCGUGACGCUCUAAUCGAACUCCUUUUCAAAGACGGUGUCUUCCGCUGGUCGCGCCUCGAGAAUCUCCUCACCCAGGGGCAGCGCGACCGCGACUACAAGACAACCGAUGCCCUCCAGCCGCUCAUGGCCCUAAUCCUAGGCCCUGAGGGGAAGCCGUUAAGAGCGCUGGUGGUAGCUGAAGGAGUGAGAGUCGCUGAGGCGCUGCUGGUGGCCGGGGCAGUGGAUGGAGCGUUGGAAGUGUUACCAGAUGCGGUUACCACCGCGCUGCUUCCCCGGCCACUGGUGCCGCUGAGGCAAGCGUUAGAGGCGGCGAGAGGGGGGGGCGGGGGUGCGGGUGGGAGUGGGAGUGCGGGAGGGAGUGCGGGGGUGGGGAGGGGAGCGGGAAGGGGGGAUGCGAGGGGGAGGAGUAUGGAGGAGAUGGUGGAGUUGAGAGCUCAGGUGCUGCGGUGCUGGGCGUUGCUGAGGACUUCGGAUGGGUUUGACCCGGCGAGUCUGCUUCCUCUCGUUGAUGUGUUGCAACAGGAGGAGGUGAGGGAGAUGGGAUCGGACUUUGCUACAGCCUUGCUGCAGAGACUGGCAGCACGCUCGCUACAGCUGCUGCUACAACCUCCGCCGUCCUCCCAGGCCCCUGCACCUGCACCAGCUCUGUAG
Molecule: messenger RNA, 2715 nt
Organism: Closterium sp. NIES-65
Lineage: Eukaryota; Viridiplantae; Streptophyta; Zygnematophyceae; Desmidiales; Closteriaceae
Source: the annotation of a GenBank genome assembly